Messenger RNA from Fusarium oxysporum Fo47, 1618 nucleotides. RefSeq names its product glutaminyl-peptide cyclotransferase family protein. The coding region runs from base 240 to 1433 and encodes 397 amino acids. The transcript has 2 exons. Gene Ontology annotation, molecular function: glutaminyl-peptide cyclotransferase activity; zinc ion binding. The record is from RefSeq and is a predicted model, not a curated record. NCBI's taxonomy places the organism in Eukaryota, Fungi, Ascomycota, Sordariomycetes, Hypocreales, Nectriaceae.
CCCUUGCAUGGGCUGGCGAGAGAGGUUUAACUCCUGACACGAAGCAUUUGUUUGCUUGAUUCUGCUCUGUCUUUGUUCGCAACGUCCACGCUCACUGCCACAGCUGAACUUUUGCGCAUUUAUCAUACGAUUACUCUGAUCCUCCAGACGGAAUGAGCUAGUUUUGCGCCCCACGAUAACCCGAACCAAAACCCGCUUCUUGUUGGUUUAGAGUAGUAUUUAUUGGUGUCUUCCCAUCCAUGGCUGAAUCUUCGACAAUGCCUCGACCGCUAUCGCAAUUGUCAUUCCUUGCAAAGCUUCUCGUCUUUGUCUGCCUGCUCCUAUCGACGGUCGCCGAGUCCAUGACACUUUCAGAUGAAACCCUCGAGAACAUUCCUUCGCCCGGCGACGAUUUCGAUAUCAAGGAUGGCAAGCUUCUUGCUCCUAUCCUGAUUCCUCGUGUGCCUGGCACUGAGGGUCAACGGCGUGCCCAGAAACACUUUGUCGAGUUCUUCAAGGAAAAUCUUCCCGAAUGGAAACUCGAAAUGCAGAAUUCGACUUCAAAGACACCUGUACACGGAAACAAGCAGAUCCCAUUCUCCAAUCUCAUCUUUCGAAGAGACCCCCCUUGGGCGCAGAACGGAGACGUUAGUCGACUUACGCUGGUUGCGCACUACGAUAGUAAAUAUGAGCCUGAGGGAUUCAUUGGCGCAAUCGACAGCGCAGCGCCAUGUGCCAUGUUGAUGCAUGUCGCGAGGAGCAUUGAGGAUGCGCUCACUGCGAAGUGGGACAAGAUGCAGAAGGAUGGAUCUGCGGAAGAUGGGCUUGAGGAGACCCAGGGAAUCCAGAUUAUCUUUCUAGAUGGCGAAGAGGCAUUCAAGCAUUGGACGGAGGAGGACUCGCUUUAUGGAGCCAGAUCACUUGCUGAGGAAUGGGAAUAUCAGUUCCAUGGAUCUACUGCAACUUACAGGACUCCUCUGGACUCUAUCAGUCUGUUUGUUCUUCUCGAUCUUUUAGGAUCCGCGGACCCUACUAUUCCCUCUUACUUCCUUACAACCCACUGGGCAUACCGAGCCAUGGCGGGUCUUGAGAAGCGCAUGCGACAGCUCAAUGUCCUCGAGACCAAGCCCAGAUUUCCUUUCCUCCCAGAUGGCAACAAAACAGCCAAUCGAUUCACUCGCAGCUAUAUUGACGAUGAUCACCGACCUUUCAUGCAGCGCGGCGUCGACAUCUUGCAUCUCAUUCCAUCGCCCUUCCCCGAUGUGUGGCACGAGAUCACAGACGAUGGUGAGCACCUCGAUCUUCCAACCGUGCGUGACUGGGCGAGGAUCACCACUGCGUUCGUGGUGGACUGGAUGGGUAUCCAGGACUUCAUGCCCAAGUUGGCGGGAACUAAAGCGAAGAGGAAUGGUGCAGCUGCGACAACCACGUCGAGCCGGAGGACGGAGCUUUAGACGACAUGAACGUACAUAUCUGCAUCAUUUAGAGAAAUGUCGGUGGGUUUCUUGGGGCUUGGCGUUGUAGGCGCGAUGUCAUGAAAAGAGUCAUGUAAUGAACAGUCUAUUUUGCAAACAUGGAGUAAAGGAAUCUUUGGUUGACUAGCAAACAUCUGAAUCUACUAUUCUUCUUGCUCAUUGAA